Molecule: messenger RNA, 2188 nt
Organism: Pollicipes pollicipes
Lineage: Eukaryota; Metazoa; Arthropoda; Thecostraca; Pollicipedomorpha; Pollicipedidae
Product: ubiquitin carboxyl-terminal hydrolase MINDY-3
Exons: 10
Coding region: 208-1527 (439 amino acids)
Biological process (GO): protein K48-linked deubiquitination
Molecular function (GO): cysteine-type deubiquitinase activity; K48-linked deubiquitinase activity; calcium ion binding
Source: RefSeq, a predicted model, not a curated record
GUCUGCCUUUGGCGCGAUCGUGUAUUUGUCAAGAAGUGGGCGUGAUACGCUAUUGUGAGGGGGGAUCAUCGCUAGGCAUUUAUGUUUCCGGAAGACUGGAGCUGUAGCAUUGUCUGCCGAAUUCGGUGAAAUACCAAACUAGUGACUUAAUAUACAUACAUUUCAUUCUUGAUAGAAAGCAGCUUGUGUACGGGAAUGUGAUAGGGGAUGUUCAGUGUCUGUGAAAACGGUGUUGAUUUUGGCAAGUCAUCAAGUGAUGGUCUGAUGGCAAGUGGAAACACUGCAAAUUUUUCUGCUGAUGAGAUUCUGUCUGUUGUUUGGGGUCGCCAAGAAAUCAACGAAUCUGUAUUCAACCGCUGGAAUCAGGGUUUUGUGUUCAGUGCUGACGAGCCCUGUGCACUUGUGCAGUAUGAAGGUGGACCUUGCAGUGUCAUUGCCCCUGUGCAAGCUCACAUUUUCAAGAACAUGUAUGAAAAAUACCCAGACUCAUGGGAAAAGCUGACGGCGCGGGAGGCGAACGAGCUGCUGGCCUCGUCGCUGUCGGAGAUCCUGGGUCGGUGCGCCGGCGGCGCCGCGUCUGUCCGGCUGGUGACGCCUCUGCCCUCCAGCAAGCGCCGCCGCGUGGCGCCGGCUGGCUUCCACGCCGCCCUCCGUAUGGUCGAGGUAUCUUCCGCCCAAGAAUUGGAGGACUACUUCCGGAAGAACCUAUCGUCGUUUCGGGCCGACAGCGGCGUGCUGGCCUUUCUGUACUCCCUCAUCCAGACCAAGGGCGUCCAGGCGGUCCAGGCUGAGAUGGGCGACUCUGAGGAGCCGCUGGUGCAUGCCGUGCACGGCCACGGCUCGCAGAGCCUCACCAACCUGCUCAUCACUGGCCGCGCCGUGGCGCACGUCUGGGACAACGUCAAAAGCGUGGGCGGCAUCGCGCUGGAGGGCGUGCUGUCGCAGCCCGGCGUGGGGUUCCUCACGCUGCUGGAGCGGCUUCACUACUGCACCGUCGGAUGGAACCUCAAGAAUCCCCGCCACCCAGUCUGGGUGCUGGCGUCGGAAACGCACCUCACAGUAUUAUUUGCACCGGACGACCGCUUGACGGCGCCACCGUCGGCCCGCCAGCUGGCGCAGCGGGCGUUCGACCGGCUGGACCGUGAGCAGAGCGGCUUCAUUCCUACCUCGGAGCUGUCCUCACUGAUGGCCGCCUGCGACCUUGUCACCGUGGACGAAUACGUGGAGCUGAUGCGGAAGACGCUGGACCCGGACCAGCUGGGUAUUGUGCUGCGCGUGCCGUUCCUGGACGAGUUCUUCCCGGAGGGCGCCGCCGGCCGACAACCGGACGCCUUCACCGUGUACCACUGCAACGGCCUCAUCCGCAGCAAUCCGGAUGGCAAGGUGAAGCUGGUCAAGGGCGACGCCUGCCUGCUGGAGACGGACGUGCAGAGCUCCACGUCGGCCAACACCAUCCUGACCUGUCUGCAGAGCAAGUGGCCGCGGGUGGACGUGCGGUGGCACGGGCCGACCCCCUCCAUCAACUGACGCCGCCCGACCGCCGGUCGGCUCGAUCUCAGGGUAGCGCGCGCGGCUGCUCGAGGCGCGCCGGUGUCGCCGGCGCCGGGGCUGGUUCGCUGGGCGGUCACCAGGCGGCGCCACCGCUGUGGCUGGUCCGCAGAAUGACCUCCUGCCGGAGCCACCGCCGGCCGCGCCGCUAGCUCAGGGUCUGUUCCUGCCCGUGGCUUCGUCGCCGCUUGGUCUUGCCGCCACCGCCGCUGCUGGUUCGCUCACCGAUCAUGUGACGGCGACGCCGCCGCUGUCGUUUCUCCUGUCGGCCGUGCGGCGGCGCCACCGCCGCCGAACACGGGAACCGGAAACGCCGACACUGCCUGUGAUCACAGUAUUCUUGCAACGCUAGUCGCACUGAACAGGAUCUGACCACACCACCGCCAAGCGAUGUAGACUGUUUGCUAUUUACACUCCUUAUCUGUAUGUAUUGCUUUUAUUUUGUUGAUUUCCCAUCGAUACGGCUCCGCGUGUUUAGAUCAAUAUCGUAUGCGUUUGUGCCUAUCGCUGGUGCCCGCUCCAGUGCGGGUGUGUCCGACAGGAAUCAGCAAGUUGAUGCGACUCCCUGACCUGAAAUUGUUUUAUUUUUCAUGAACUGAUGCACACUGUCUAGCAAAAUAUAAGUCUUAGUACGAGGCAA